GCCCCGCGCCAUUCAAUUGUAAGCCUUCGUAGCCGACGCGCGCGCGCAGUGACACGUUUAAGUUGAAAACAAGUGCCGCGAAGUGAUAAAAAUGGCUUCCAAAAUCCCUCUACACGUGCUAAAUGUCGUCUUCACGAUAUUCGGACUGAUCCUCUUCAGUGGUUCUAUUGCCUUCUUCUGUUACAUCAACAUGUUCGUCACGCUUCGGAACAGCAAUCAUUACCUUCUGGACUAUAAUGUGUACUGGCCUCAAGCGGUCCCGUGGAUGUUCUUUGUGACGUCACUGUUUGUGAUCUUCAGUGCCUGCUGCGGAUGUAUCGGGGCCAAGAGAAACAGUAAGUCGAUGGUUACUACUUACGGGAUAUUCGUCUCUGUAGCUACAUCUUUACUGUUGGGCAUGGCUAUAGUUGCCCUAGUUUGCGCUGAUGGUCCUAGGACAGAUAAUUUCAUCAGAGACACAAUCUGGGACGCAUAUUCGCAAAUGAAAGACCAUCCUGAACUUGAACAGUACUUUGGAAACGUCGAGAAACGUCUAUAUUGCUGCGGCGCAGAUAGCCCAAGAGAUUACGUCAGCUGGAGAAACGAAUUCCCUCAAUCGUGCUGUGAUGUCGUCAGGUACAGUUUUCUAGAUGCCUAUCCCAUUGACUGUAGUACGACCAACAAGCUAGCCAAUGAGAGACACGGAUGUUCAGAAGUCGCAGCACAAUAUGCAAGAAUCGGCAUCAAAGUUUUGUCUGGAGUCUCCAUUUUCACUGCCUUAAUUGGCUUGUUAACGCUCGCCGUUGCUUUUUCAACGUCUAAGAAAAUCAAGAACAGGAGGAGAACACCUCAAGUGAUAGAUGGGAGAGAAUUAGAAACCAAAAAAGUGCUUCUAUAAAGACUCUAACUAAUUUAGUGUUAAGACUGUAUUUGUGCUUGUUUCUAUCCUCAAAAAAGCGAGAGUAAGUAACAUUUUCUCUAAGCGAUGACGUAACAUAUGUUGUAAGACUUGCUAGUGUAGCUUCAUUUGACACUAUUUAUUUGAAUCAUUUAGUUUAAUGGCAUUUAUCAUUAGCACAAAAGCCAAAAAGACCCAACCCAUUUUAUUGUAAACGUAAAUGUAUUGUUAAUCGCUUGAACGUUAUGGUC
Messenger RNA from Cydia splendana, 1128 nucleotides. Its product is annotated as tetraspanin-12-like. The coding region runs from base 92 to 877 and encodes 261 amino acids. Gene Ontology annotation, cellular component: plasma membrane. The transcript has a single exon. NCBI's taxonomy places the organism in Eukaryota, Metazoa, Arthropoda, Insecta, Lepidoptera, Tortricidae. The record is from RefSeq and is a predicted model, not a curated record.